Molecule: messenger RNA, 3270 nt
Organism: Aspergillus sclerotioniger CBS 115572
Lineage: Eukaryota; Fungi; Ascomycota; Eurotiomycetes; Eurotiales; Aspergillaceae
Exons: 3
Coding region: 138-3077 (979 amino acids)
Cellular component (GO): mitochondrion
Source: RefSeq, a predicted model, not a curated record
CCUCUCUCCUGCAGCCGUCAAUCGUCAACUCCACCUUCAGCAAGCGACACAGUUGCAGUACUUCCGACUACCUAUCAACUAUACGGCAUAAUUCCACUACGUGUCCAAUCUAAACUACGAUAUCAAUCUUCCUCAGAAUGGCGUCCCAGAACGUCAACGUCCUCCUGUCGACCUUCCCCGGUCUCUCACUUCCUUCAACCCUCUCAUUCUCUCUGCCGUCAUCGUCCAGCAUCGCCGAUCUGACCGACAAGAUCACCUCAUACCUUCCUCACACGCUACCCCUCCAAUCCCUGAUCUUGACCACUACCAGCAACAAGCAACUCGUUCCCUCUUCCGAAUCGCUAUCAUCCUACACCGAUGGCUCCAUCCUCCCCCUCCGCCUCAGCGUUCCCCUAUGCGGUGGAAAGGGUGGUUUCGGAUCCCAGCUUCGUGCCGCCGGUGGGCGCAUGUCAAGUAAGCGCAAGCGCAACCAAGGCGACGACAAUGGCUCCAGUCGCAACCUCGAUGGCCGCCGUCUGCGCACCGUCAACGAAGCCAAGGCAUUGGCCGAGUACCUCGCCCUGAAGCCUGAGAUGGAUAAGAAGGAGAAGGAGGAGCGUCGACGCCGGUGGCAGGCUGUUGUGGAGGCUGCGGAAAAGCGUCAGGAGGAGCUGAAGAACGGAGGUGGCAAGCAGAAGAUUGAUGGACAGUGGAUUGAAGAUAAGGAGGAGAUGAACGAGAAGGCCAGAGAGGCGGUUCUUAUGGCGAUGAAGGAUGGCAUGUGGACGGAUAACCUGCGCGAUACGAUCUUGGGCGGAUCCAGUACGAGUGCUAGCGAGGGAAGCGACCAGAAUACUCCUUCCGGCUCGGAGGAGGACAGUGAUGAUGAGCAGGAGAUGGAGGAUGCGCCUGGGCCGUCGGAGCCGGCUCGCAGUGCUGCGCCUAGGCGGUAUGCUGGAUUUGAUGAGGAUGAUGAGUUUAUGAGCGAUUCGGAAGAGGAAGAGGAGGAGCCGUUCGCCACGGCAACUUUUUCCGGCCGCCCGCGCGGACCACCGAUGCUAUCACCGCUAUCACUAUCAGUUGUUCCUGUCGCAUUCCUUCCUCCAUUAAUUCCUCCAGCAUCCCAAACCUCCACCAUGUCGCCAUAUCUCGGGCGCAUGAUCCCACGAGGGAUCAGACCGACCCGUCUCCCUUCACAAUCCCUCCGCCGACUCUCACAAUUCUCACGGACGUUAACACGAACCGCUCUUUUCUCCCGCCCGGAAGUCCUCCCCGUCUACAACGCAGAACCCCGAAUCCAGCUACGCAGCUUGUCCACGAGUCUCUCACUACGCGCUAUAUCGACCGAGAUCAUCGACGAUAUUCUCCCUGUCUGUUGUCCCGGAUGCGGUGCAUAUGGACAGACUGUCGAUCCCAAAGAGGCCGGAUACUAUGGCAAAACUAGGAAACAGACGCGGAAGCUCCUGACCGAAACCCAACAAGUGAUUGAGGGACAGGAUGAGGGGUCUGGGGUCAAAGCUGAGGGAGAGAAAGCGGCGGGUCAGAUCCAGAAGUAUCUUGAGUUGACAGAUGUGGGAGGGGAUGCUGCUCCGAAGCCGAAAUAUGGGGCUUCUCUUGCGAAGGCUGCAGAUACGGCGAGUAAAUAUCUGGAGAAGUCGAAGGUUCCGGUGCAGGUUUGCGAUCGAUGCCAUGAUCUGUUGCAUCAUAAUAAGGCUGUUCCUGCUGUUUCGCCGACUAUGGAUGCUCUUCGGGCGUAUCUUGAUGAGUCGCCUCAUAAGCAUAAUCGGAUCUAUCAUGUGGUUGAUGCGGCGGAUUUCCCCAUGUCGGUUGUUAAGGAGGUCUACGAGACGCUGGGAGUUAUGGAUCCGAGGUCGAAGAAUAGGCGCUCGGCGACUUAUAAGUAUAAGGCGGGGAAGAAAAUGCCGACUAUAAGCUUUAUCAUUAACAGGUCGGAUCUUUUGGCGGCUACCAAGGAGCAGGCGGACUCGAAGAUGGAGUAUGUACGCUCUGUUCUUCGGAAAACUUUUGAUCUCUCGCAUGAGGAAUUUCGCCUGGGAAAUGUGCAUCUGAUCAGUGCGCAGCGGGGCUGGUGGACGAAGAAAGUCAAGGAGGAGAUUAGGGAGCAUGGUGGUGGCAUCUGGGUGGUUGGCAAGGCUAAUGUUGGAAAGAGCAGUUUCAUCGAGGCUUGCUUUCCUAAGGAUUCGAGGAAUCUGGAGAAAAUUGCCGAACUGAUUGAGCUCCGUGAAGAGGAGUCUAAAAUGGCUACUCAUUACGAUACUUCUGCCCUCGAUUCAGAGGGUCUUCUACCUCCGGCGCCGAGGGAAGAUCUUUAUCCCAUCCUCCCGGUGGUGUCGUCUUUGCCUGGAACGACGGUGUCUCCUAUUCGCAUCCCAUUUGGCCGUGGGAGAGGCGAAAUGAUUGACCUUCCGGGGCUUGACCGUGGUGAUUUGGCUGAUCAUGUUCAAGAUAAGUUCAAGCGCGAUCUGAUCAUGACCAAGAGGCCAAAGCCUGAGCGCCACUCAAUCAAGCCGGGUCAAUCGCUACUGCUCGGGGGAGGUCUUGUCAGGAUCACGCCGAUGAACCCUGACGACGUAGUGAUGGCCGCUUGCUUCGUCCCGCUUGAGGCGCAUCUCACGAGAACGGACAAGGCCAUUGAAAUGCAAGCCGAGGAGCGCCCAUAUCCUGGUACCAAAAUUUCCCAAGAAGGUACCGGCGAAAUCAUCGCUUCUGCAGGCAUUUUCGACUUGAAAUGGGAUGUGACUCAAUCGCAUCUCCCGAGGUCCAUCGCCAAGGCGGUUGCGGACAGGAAGAUGAAGAUGCCGUCUGUACCUUAUAAGGUCAUGUCGACCGAUAUCUUGAUUGAAGGAUGCGGCUGGGUCGAGCUUACAGUGCAAGUUCGAGCCAAGUCGGUGCAGGAGGCCGACUCCGAGUCCUUCCUCCAAGUCGAGAUCUUCAGCCCUCACGGCCGCCAUGUUGGGUCCCGUCCUCCUAUCGAGUGCUGGAAGUUCGUCGCCGCUAAGAAGGUCUCGGAUAAUCGUGAAAAGGGACCUCGAGGACGGCAGAACAUUGGCUUGGAGAAGCGAGCCCGACAGGGCUGAAUAUCAGCCCUGUCGUGGCAUCCCUUCCCAGCAUGAAUAACUUGUAUAGUAUAUGUUUGCAUAGCGAUUGGUGUUUCCAGGUGUAUAGAAGGGAUAAACAAAAAUGUAUCAUAAUGCCGAUGUGGCUGGGGUGUAAAUAGUGGAUUGGUGGUGAGCAGAUUACUAGAUUAUCAACGGGCCUGCGUCUUCCACG